ACUGUCCCUCCAGGGGCCUGGGGCCCAGCCUGCAGGGCAGCUGACUGGCUGGCCCAGCGGCUGGGGCAACAUCAAGGUCCGGGGGCGGAGGCCCCUCAGGCCUGGCUCAGCUGAUGGGCAGGCGGUCUGCUUAAUGAAGCCAGCCUGAGCCUUUGCCGACACCCACGGGGAGGGUAUAAGCCCAGACUGGGCCCAAGGAGCAUGUCCUGUGGCUUUGGGGAGCUGGCCCCAGUCCCUGCUGGCCAGACAUGAGGGGCAACUUGCUUGCAGCCCUGCUGGGGCUGCUCGUGGUGCUGGUGGCUGGCAAGGAGGACUUGGACCUCCAGAACUUCAACUUGACCCAGGUGGCUGCGUCAGGGCGCCCGCCAUGGUGAACGGCCGAGCCGGCUGGAGGGAGCCUGGAGGCCCCUGGGAACACACUCCCUCUAGGGCCCCUGCCAGCUCCAGGCAUGCGGGGCCCGGGAAUCCCCCAGACCACUGUCCUGGGCUGGGGGAGGCCCUGAUACCAGCGGCAGGCCCCCCUCCAAGGCAGUCCCCCUCCAGCUUGCUGUCCCCCCAGUUUUCAGGUAUGUGGUACGAGAUUGCCUUGGCCUCCAACCUGGAGCACCAGAGCUCGUCCCCACAGCGGAAGGUGGGGGCCGUGAUAGUGGAACAGGACGGGCCCCACCUCAGCCUGACCUCCGUGUCUGACCACAUGAACCUAUGCAUGAAGGAGAAGAACCAGGCCGUGAAGGGGGACGCCCCCGGGAAGUUCAAGAUCCCUUUACAGUCUGGAGGCAAAGAGGUCAUCGUGGUGGCCACGGACUACAAGACCUACGCCAUCAUGAACAUCAUCCUGAACAGAGGCGGGAAGCCCAGCAGCGUGCUGAAGCUCUACAGCCGGACCUUGGAGCACAAUGAGGAGGCCACAGAGAAGUUCGUGGAGAAGGCCGUGGAGCAGGGGCUGUCGGUCUCGAAUGUGCAGCUGCUCACCAAGCACUUGACCUGUGUGAACCUGCUGCCCUAA
Molecule: messenger RNA, 1006 nt
Organism: Bubalus bubalis (water buffalo)
Lineage: Eukaryota; Metazoa; Chordata; Mammalia; Artiodactyla; Bovidae
Product: epididymal-specific lipocalin-5
Exons: 5
Coding region: 368-1006 (212 amino acids)
Molecular function (GO): small molecule binding
Source: RefSeq, a predicted model, not a curated record